CGAAAACCAGGGGGAUAUAUUUUAUUUUCCCGGUGGAUAGUAGGUCUCCAUCCCAACCAAUUUGAAGGCCAAACCUUGGAGCCGACAAAAAAAAAAAAAACAAUAAGAAACCCAAGUAACAACAUGUAACACUUGGACAUCCAAAAAACAUGAAACGAAACCAUAAUUUCCCCUUCCACCACCGGCCACGCAAGUGGGCGAUGGUGAUCCCCACCGUCACAAUAUGCUUCCUCCUCCUCUUCCUCCCGCUCCUUCCCCUCACCAAACCCUCAUCUUCAUCUUCUUCUUCUUCUGCGACAUGGUCUUCUUCUUCGCUGAAUUUAACGGAAGAACUAGAAGUGGGUGUUCCGAGAUUGACGUACAUGUUGACGGCGACGAAAGGGGAGGGGGCGCAGCUGAAGAGGGUCCUUCAGGCAGUGUACCAUCCCAGGAACUACUACCUGCUCCAUCUCGAUCUAGAGGCUUCUGAUGCGGAGAGGCUGGAGCUGGCCAAAUACGUCAAGUCCGAGACUGUGCUUGCGGCGUUUGGGAACGUCUUGGUGGUGGGUAAGCCUGAUUUGGUCACCUACAAGGGCCCCACCAUGAUUGCUUCUACUCUUCACGGUAUUGCCCUUUUGCUCAAGAGGGCCCCACACUGGGACUGGUUAAUCAAUCUCAGCGCCUCUGAUUAUCCUCUCCUCUCCCAGGACGAUAUCUUGCACAUCUUUUCAUUCUUGCCCAGGGAUCUAAAUUUCAUUGAGCAUACAAGUAAUAUUGGUUGGAAAGAGCAUCAAAGAGCUAGGCCUAUCAUUAUAGAUCCAGGCUUAUAUCAUUCAAAGAAAUCUGGUGUUUACUGGGCUAAAGAGAAGAGAUCUGUUCCAUCUUCGUUCAAGUUAUUCACAGGGUCUGCAUGGGUUGUCCUGACAAAAUCAUUUCUUGAGUUUUGUGUUUGGGGUUGGGAUAAUCUUCCUCGAACUCUCCUUAUGUAUUACACAAAUUUUCUUUCAUCCCCUGAGGGUUACUUCCAUACGGUCAUUUGCAAUCAUAAGGACUAUCAAAACACAACCAUUAAUCAUGAUUUACGUUACAUAAGGUGGGACAACCCGCCAAAGCAGCAUCCAGUCUUCUUGAAAUUGGAGCAUUUUGAUGACAUGGUCCAUAGUGGUGCACCUUUUGCUCGAAAGUUUACCAAGGAUGAUCCAGUUCUCAACAAAAUUGAUAAGGAACUUUUGAGAAGAUCAGAUGGUCACUUUACACCGGGAGGUUGGUGUAUUGGCAAUCCUCUUUUGGGAAAAGAUCCUUGUGCUGUUUAUGGAAAUCCAAUUGUAGUUAAACCUACCUUACAAUCAAAGAAGCUAGAAAAACUAAUAGUGAAACUAUUAGAUUCUGAAAAUUUUAGGCCGAAACAAUGUAAAUAGUAGUCACUCUGCAACGUGAAAUUUUUAUACACAAUUCUAUUGGCAUUUUUAAUGCGUCGUCUGUUCAAAUUUAACAUUAUGAAUUGUUAUGAAACAUCUUUCUAGUA
This is a messenger RNA of Glycine soja, 1504 nucleotides long. RefSeq names its product beta-glucuronosyltransferase GlcAT14C. Lineage: Eukaryota; Viridiplantae; Streptophyta; Magnoliopsida; Fabales; Fabaceae. The coding region runs from base 150 to 1397 and encodes 415 amino acids. The transcript is spliced from 4 exons. Gene Ontology annotation, cellular component: membrane. The record is from RefSeq and is a predicted model, not a curated record. Gene Ontology annotation, molecular function: glucuronosyltransferase activity.